CCUACCCCUGGAUCCCAGCCGAGUUCUGAGCGUAGACUGCUCGGCGUUUCGCGGGCUGCCGCUUCCCCCUUCUCCCUCGGUGUGUUUUGUUUAAAUGAGAAACAUAGAAGGGGCGGGCCCUGGGCGAGCGUGUAAUCGGAUAGCUCUGCCUUUCUGUCUGACAUCCACAUGCUGCUCUGCCUGAAAAGGCUGCGAGGAAGCCGAGAGGCAGGCAAAGGAAGGGAAGAAGGCGCCGACACCGCACAUCUCCAGAGAGGAGCCACUGAACGCAAAGGCGGCGGCGGCGGCGGCGGCUUGGGGCACAACUCCAGCCGGGAGAUCUUCCAGCUUGAAGGCGGCGGUGGCGGCGGCACCACGAAUCAAGCAGCACUUUAGUAUUCAUUCCCGGCGCUGCAUCCGGAAAGCGUCUCUAGCGUGAAACUGACCAGCAGCAGCGCAAAGUGGCAGAACGCGGGCAAGGGACAGGAGACGCAGCCUGACUCCAGGGGAUGGCAAGCAGCGCUUGAGAGACAGACAGACGCGUGCGUGCGUUGUGAUCUUGCUCUUCGCUGCGGAAGAGCUCGGGGUGUGUGUGUAGAUCUGAGGCUCGGGCGGCUGUUUGCGAUGCCAAGGCGACACAUUUCUUUGGGUGGCUCUCCGAGGAACAUCGGCGGUGAUACUGCGUUAAAGGAAACGACACUUUGAAGAAUUGGAGGCAUCGCGCGCUCUCUCGUGCUCCCCCCCUUCUCCGGCAUACGCGUGUGCGCGUCUCUGCAUUUAUCCAUCGCCGUGUGUCAUUUUGUGUAUGCGCGUCUUAAUAAGCGGCUGCCAGCGCCUCCUCCUCGCCUGACUUUAAGGAGUUUCCCUCCGGCUUGUGGAUCCUUUUUGGAAGCGGGUUUAUCACCGCGCGGAAGGGAGGCAGCCCCGAAGAGGGCUGCAAACGUUGGGCGAAGGGAAUUCUACGGCUCAGUGUCACCUCGGAAGGAGAGGGGCUUCGCAGUUGCAGAGGCAAAGCCCGAUCCAACGUAGCUUGGGAGGAAUCGCCCUUCUGCAGCCAAGAUUUCCUUCCACGCGGCUACCACCACCACCCUCCCCCAAAUGGAUACAUUUCCUCUCCUCUGGACAUUUCUGCUUCUGUACCUGGCCGGAUCCGGCGUCCUAGGGCAAGCAGCUCAACCAUGUGGGGGCCGCCUGAAUUCCAAAGACGCUGGCUAUGUCACUUCACCUGGCUACCCGCAAGACUACCCAUCCCAUCAAAACUGCGAGUGGAUCAUUUAUGCUCCGGAACCCAAUCAGAAGAUUUUCCUGAACUUCAAUCCUCACUUUGAAAUUGAGAAACAUGACUGCAAAUAUGAUUUUAUUGAGAUAAGGGAUGGAGACAGUGAAUCAGCCGACCUUCUAGGCAAGCACUGUGGAAACAUUGCUCCUCCUACCAUCACCUCAUCAGGCCCUUCUCUCUAUAUAAAAUUCACCUCUGACUAUGCACGUCAAGGUGCCGGCUUCUCCCUGCGCUAUGAGAUCUACAAGACAGGCUCUGAAGAUUGUUCUAGAAACUUCACCAGUUCGAAUGGUACUAUUGAAUCACCAGGAUUUCCUGAUAAGUAUCCUCAUAAUUUGGACUGUGCUUUCACCAUCAUGGCCAAGCCAAAGAUGGAGAUCAUCCUUCAGUUUUUAACCUUUGACUUAGAGCAUGACCCCUUGCAAGUUGGGGAGGGAGAUUGCAAGUAUGAUUGGCUGGACAUCUGGGAUGGUAUUCCUCAAGUUGGUCCCUUGAUUGGCAGGUACUGUGGCACUAAAACCCCUUCAGAUAUCCACUCAACUACCGGCAUCUUGUCGCUCACAUUCCACACGGACUUGGCAGUGGCUAAAGAUGGUUUCUCUGCUCGCUAUUACUUAGUCCAGCAGGAGGCACCAGAGAAUUUUCAGUGCAACAGCCCAUUAGGGAUGGAAUCCGGCCGAAUCUCCAAUGAACAGAUCACAGCCUCCUCUACUUACUCUGAUGGCAGGUGGACCCCACAGCAGAGCCGACUCAAUAGUGAUGACAAUGGAUGGACUCCUAAUGUGGAUAACAACAAGGAAUUCUUGCAGGUGGACCUUCGCUUUCUGACUGUGUUGACGGCCAUUGCUACGCAGGGUGCCAUUUCCAGAGAAACACAGAAUGGGUACUAUGUCCGGUCGUACAAACUGGAGGUCAGCACAAAUGGUGAGGACUGGAUGAUGUACCGUCACGGCAAAAAUCACAAGGUAUUCCAAGCUAACACUGAUGCUUCAGAAGUGGUUCUGAAUAAGAUCCAUGCUCCAGUACUAACUCGGUUUGUGCGGAUCCGCCCCCAAGUUUGGUACAGUGGAAUUGCGCUCCGUCUGGAGCUCUAUGGCUGUCGGAUUACAGAUUCACCCUGCUCAAACAUGCUGGGGAUGCUUUCUGGGCUCAUCCCAGACUCCCAGAUCUCAGCUUCCUCUACCAGAGAGUAUCAUUGGAUUCCCAGUGUAGCACGCCUGGUCAGCAGCCGUUCAGGAUGGUUCCCGCACAUCCCUCAAGCGCAGCCUGGGGAGGAGUGGCUGCAGGUAGACCUGGGAGUCCCCAAGAAUGUGAAAGGUGUGAUUACCCAAGGGGCCCGAGGUGGGGACAGCAUCAAUGUGGCAGAGGCCCGAGCCUUCGUGAAGAAGUUUAAAGUGGCCUACAGCAUGAAUGGAAAAGACUGGGAAUUUAUACAGGACUCAAGAACAAUGCAACCUAAGAUUUUUGAAGGAAACAUGCACUAUGAUACUCCAGAAGUUCGAAGGUUUGAUCCUGUUCCUGCUCAGUACAUCAGGGUUCACCCAGAAAGGUGGUCUCCAGCAGGGAUUGGGAUGCGACUGGAGGUGCUUGGGUGUGAUUGGACUGAUGUAAAGUCCACUGCAGAGACUCUGCAGCCCACCUUGAAGAGCGAGGAGACUACCACUCAGUUUCCCACUGAUGAAGAGGCAAUGGAGUGUGGUGAUGGCUGUUUGGAGAAUGGAGAUUUCCAGAUUCCUGUGGGAUUCAACUGCAACUUUGAUCUUCCUGGAGACAUUUGUGGUUGGACGCAUGAUACAACUACAGGAUUUACGUGGACUUUUCAUUCAAGAAACACCUGGACUAGUCAUUUGGGACCAGACAUCGAGGCCUAUCCAGUGUGUAGAUGCAGUGAUGGGAGAAGAUUCAGAAGCCAAAUUUCUGCUUGUUGCACAGCUGUUAAAGAUGAUAAGAACUAUUUGAGACUGCAGAGCAGUGCAAGAAGAGAAAAACAGCAUGCCCGUCUGAUUAGCCCCAGGGUGGUCUUGCCCAGAAGUGCUGUGUGCAUGAUAUUCCGAUAUCAGGUAUCCAGUGGGAAAGGGACAGCGCUGCAGGUGCGGCGGGAAGCAAUGCAUGAGAGCAAGUUGCUGUGGGUCAUCCGGGAAGAUCAAGGGGACGAGUGGAGAGAAGGCCGGAUCCUUCUGCCUAGCUAUGAUAUAUCAUAUCAGAUUGUGUUUGAGGGAAUUGUAAGCAAAGGACAUUUGGGUGAGAUUGCCAUUGAUGAUGUCCGGAUAGGCACUGAUACCUCCUUGGAGAACUGUAUGGAACCCAUCGCAGCUUUCCCUGGAGAACACACAUUUGAAAUUUCAGUAGAUUUCCCAGCUUUGGAGGAUGAUAUUUCAAUUAACAGGGAAGACUUUGGAGAAGACGGUGAAGAUGACUACUUUGGCUUGGAGAAGAACAAUACGGUGUUUUCAACAAACUCUCCACUAACCCCAAAGAUGGACAAAGAGAAUAGCUGGUUGUAUACUUUGGAUCCCAUUCUGGUCACCAUCAUAGCCAUGAGUUCUCUUGGUGUACUCCUAGGGGCAAUUUGUGCUGGGUUGCUGCUGUACUGCACCUGCUCCUACACUGGCUUGUCCUCUCGGAGCUCCACUACCCUGGAGAACUACAAUUUUGAGCUUUAUGAUGGCAUCAAGCACAAGGUCAAAAUGAACCACCAAAAGUGUUGCUCUGAGGCAUGACUGAUUGCACCAGAAUCGCAUUUGACAUUUCAUUCCAGCAAGAGUGGCUGACGAAGAUUACUUUUUAUAUGGGAACUGAAUGCCAUAAUCUUACACAAGCCAGUGCUGGAAUACUGAAGUGGGGAGGAGUCAUUGACAGCCCUGUUGUUUAAAAAGAAGAAAACAAGAGGAAAGAGGCAGGCAUAAACUUAUGGGGGGGAAGGAAAAUCUGCGAGAACUAUGGCUAAUUAUUUUCAUGAUAAGAACUGGGUUGGGGCCAGCAAAGGAGCUGCUAUGCUUAUCAUUGUUAUGUCUUCGACAAGUGAAUCAAUUCCACAAGAGUCAAAAUGUUCGGUUCGUAUUUAGGAAGUGAGAAACAAAAUGUUGAGCAUUAUUUUCCACUUCCUUUCCCUAAUGGGAUGGCUGAGAAAACUCCAUAGUGUUUCUCUCCCCCCCCCCAUUCCUUUUUUGCUGGCCAUGCUUAUCUUUAGAAAUUAGACACAAUCACACAUACAAGCCCCCAUCAAGCUUAUCACCAUUCAGAAAUGCUCCUUGAUUUUAUGGGAUUUGUUUUUUGCUGUAGGUAAUAGAAGCCCAGCAAGCUGCAUUUUAUAGGCCCCAAAAUGAAAGUGUGUUGUUGCCUUUACUAUUUUCUGAUCAGGAAUUAGGCUUGCGGGUCAAUGGGAGCAGCAGUGCUUUCUUUACAGAUUACAAAGCAAAAGAAAAAGGCAGCCUGAGGUGUGAAAGUCGACAAAGGCGCCUCCUCAAGAGAAGCUGAAGAGCCUUAAAGUGAUUUGUGAAUAAGAGCCAUUUAUUAAAUCCAAGAUCUUGGAUUGAAACAGCAGAGGCCUUCAUCACAAGGGCUUUCUUUUACUUUUCUUUCUGUCCUUUAAAAAAAACAAACCACAACCCUGUUCUUUUAUUAUAAGAAAAUUGCAGCAAAGGACACAAUUAUAAGAUGCCCAAGAACUCAGGAGAUAGCUUUUUAUAUGCUUCAAGAGGAGGACAGGCUGCUAUAUAUAUUUUUGUUAAUGCUGUGGGCACUCUGAUGGGGAAAAAGUAGAGUUAAAGGGGGGGUGAUGAAUUCAGUUAUGCAGCCCACUGAAGAGUGGUCAUGAUACCUCCAUCCUCUGACAGGUAUAAUUUGAUUUCUUCAUUAGCUAAUAUUAAGGUCUUCAUUCUGCAAAGACUUAUAGCAGGGGUGAGGAAUCUGUGGCUGUCUAGUUGUUGUUGGACUCCACCUCCCAUCAGCCCCCAGCCAGCAUGGCCAUUUGUCAGUGAUGAUGAGAGCUGUAGUUCAACAAAGGCUAGACAACCACAGAUUAUCUGGGUGGUAUGGCCUUUGAACACAUGCAUGAGUGGCAUGAUACUGGUGAUUCUUUCUGACCAAGGUAUCUUUGCAGAGUUAGGUCGUUGGGUGGAAGCAACCAUUACAGUCCUUUGCGUUACGGCAACAUAGCAGGGUAUCAAGUCUGUGGAUAUUCUAAUGUGGUUCUUGAAUAAAAGGUCAGGACCAAUGUGCUGUCAUCUUGUUAUCCCUUUAAAAUAAUACAACUUGCUUCCUAGUGAUUUGCAAAGCAAAUUGUUCAUUUUUGAAGGGUUUUAUGUGUGUGUGUUUUUAAAAUCAAGUGCCUUAGAAAAAUAUUUUCCCUUUACUUAGAGAUGUGUGAUGUAUCAAAAUACAAGGGAGGCAUUCACCCCUGCCCCUAUUCCUCUUCCUUUUCAUCAUCAUCAUCAUCUUCUUCAUCAUGAUCAUCAUUGGAUCUCUACUGGGUAGAGUUUUGUCCUUUUAAGUGGUCAGAUAUAUUUCUAGUGCUGUCAUGUGUACAGCUGUGCCAUGCUUGAGGUGUGUUGCAGACCAGUGGAAUAAAAGUUUACAAAUGCUAAGUUUCCAUUUUCAGUGCUUUUUGUUUCAGCUCUUGGCAGCUACCUUCAAGCCACUUUCUUAGGAGAAAUCAAAAUGGCUGAGAUGGAGGAAAGAUCUAAGCAGAGGGGGUAAUCAGCAGAAUUUUCAGAAAUCUGUGGUAAUUUGAGGAACAACACCAAACAGCCUACGACUAAACAUUUAGGCCAACAUUAUACUGCUGAGACGCUGGUGUAACAUCAUGUUUUGUGAUGUUGUGCUGGCAUAGCUGUUGAAAUGCAAUUUCCUAGGCAUAUAUGUAGUAGUCAGCAAGUGCUGGGGCCGCUUCACACAUUUUACUUAUUAGUGUACAUCUUGUCAGGGGCACACUAGGUAUUAAACAGGAUUUGCUUGCCAUGUCAUAUGUGAAAAGCCCUCACAGCAGCUUUGCAUGCAUGCUUACCCAGCUUUCGGCACAUGCAAUGUUCCCUCACUACAUAUACAAGUGGAUAAGCAAAGCACUCAUUUUCAGUGACAGGCUGACACCACAAUCCAGAACAGAGUUAGGUAUGCUAACCCAGGCACCUGGUUGGCCACUGUGAGAACAGGAUGCUGGACUAGAUGGGCCACUGGCCUGAUCCAGCAGGCUCUUCUUAUCUUCUUAUGCUUGAACCCAGUUAUUUCAGUGCAGUUAAUUCUGUGGUGAACCAUGAGCCUCAAAACAGUGGUUUUCAUACUGUGUUUUGGGGAACACUAGGGUUCUCUAGAAGCUUAUCAGGAGUUCCUCAAUGACAUCACUAACAAUGGUGGACAAGUGUCCCUGAAAAACAACUUGGCCUACUGCUACAAAUCUUUCCUAAAUUGCACAGCAGCACUGGGUGUCUUAGGUUUGUUCUAGAGCACACACACACACACACACACACACGAGUUCACACAGGACAAUCAACAUAAAGUCAGUGGCUCCUGUGAACUGAGUGUGUGUGCUUUAAAAUAUGGUCCAGAGUUCUGUGCAGGAGUUCUAUCACUGAUGGUCAGGACCUACCUCAGCAGAGGUCAACACAGAAAAGGUUCCCUGAUGGUAGAAAAAGUAUUGAAACCACUGUCUUUCUAGCAGGCUAGAUGCAGCACCAUAAAAGAGGACCCCUUCAUACAGUUAUUGUAUCUAUCCAUUAUAUUCCACUUACAACACCUUUCUCCCCCCCCCCAUCUUAAAGAAACACAGAGUAAUUUACAGGGUCAUUUUGCAGACCAGAUUGCUGCUACUGUCAUAAAAGAAAGGGCCAUGGGUCAGCCAAAGCUAACCACUUUUUAUGUCCCAUUGAUUUCAGUGGGAGAGAUAAGCAUGUGCUUACCUCUGGCUGGAUUGUGCCCCAACUUUAUUUCUCUUAUAAUUGUGUGCAGGAUGAAAGAAGACAGGCUGUAUCUCUAAAGGUCACCUGACAGGAGUAAUAGAUAUAUUAAAAGGUAGAGUUGCUGUCUAUAGUAGACAUAGAGAGAGUGAGAGUUCGUGUAUACAUAUAUUUCAAUGCAUAUGUGUUUGCGCGUGCUUGUGAGUUCUCUGUAUGUGUGAUAUAUGUGUGUGAUUAUGUGGGACUACUUGUAUCUUUAAUCAGAGGCUGGAGGAUGCUACUGACCUUGGCAUGAAUUCAACAGAGAGUUCAGCACAAACUGCAUACUAAUGAAACCAGCUCCCUCUUGAAGAGUCCCAUGUUUUGUAUACCGUGUUGACUGGUACAGGGGCUUGGCUGUGUGCACUCAGUGAGCAGAAUCAGGCCAUAAUGCUGCAUAGCUGAUACCUCACUUAACCUCUCUGCUGGGUGCUUUACUGUUCUAAUGCAGAAAACUGUGUUUGAUUGUAUUUUUAACAGGGCAAGGAAAAUAUGGUGCAUAUAUUCAUGUCACUACAUCUUCAUCUGCAAAUAUAUGUUGUAUUUGCUUAUCCAUAUUCUUUGACGAUUUUCCCCUUUCCAAAGUGCACCAAAAAAAAAAAAACCAACCAACCCUGGGUUACCAAUGCCUUUGUUGAAAUAAGCAUUGCUCCCACCCCCUCAAGGUCAUCUUCCUCAUGGCGUAGUUGAUCCUUUGCAGGGAGUUGUUGACAAGGAAGCAUGGGGAUUAAAAGAAAAAAAUGGAAAAAUGGUAUACAGGAAACAGAAUUUCUCACAAUUUACCAGCUUAAGGCCGGUGGAAAAUGGUGCCAGAUUUAGGCAUGGCAGAGGUUUCAAACUGGAAGAGGUACAGGCAGCCGUGGCUGAGAAGAAACAUAGGCCAUCUGGAUCCCCCGGCCAUCGUAGCCCUUGUUGUGUUUAGAAGUGACACUUGGCUUUGCAUUCUUGUAUCUUUCAUCCAGGCUUAUCAUAGCUGGAACCAAAUCAAA
This is a messenger RNA of Rhineura floridana, 8177 nucleotides long. RefSeq names its product neuropilin 2 (gene NRP2). Gene Ontology annotation, cellular component: membrane. The coding region runs from base 1078 to 3978 and encodes 966 amino acids. The record is from RefSeq and is a predicted model, not a curated record. The transcript has 19 exons. Gene Ontology annotation, molecular function: semaphorin receptor activity; vascular endothelial growth factor receptor activity. Gene Ontology annotation, biological process: angiogenesis; axon guidance; vascular endothelial growth factor signaling pathway. Lineage: Eukaryota; Metazoa; Chordata; Lepidosauria; Squamata; Rhineuridae.